UGAAAUCUGCGAAACCUCCCAUCCCCAUUUUUUAACACUUGAGAGUUUCCUAAGAACUAUCACCAAAAAUCUGAGGUAUAGGGUUCCAAUGACAAGAAUAAUUCUCCAUUUCGCAAUUCGGGUAGGUGUCUUAUCGCUCGAACCGAUGCAAAACAAUUCCAGGAAAUCCUUGAAACCUUCGUAUAAAAGGCCCUUCUAUGAUGCGCAGCGAUCAUUGUUUGUCGAACCUUCAAGUGCAUUAUUGCUAUUAACGAGAUGGAUUCUACAAAGUGUAAAAAGUUGAUUGAGAUUAUGGAAGGAGCGUACAAACUUCUGAAGAAGGGUUCAUCGACGGCAGAAAUUGAAAAAUGGACGAAUUUUGGAACUUAAAAUAUCAGACUUUUGAACAAAAUUCUGAGAAACGUUACUCUUACGAUCGGAGAGAAAACUAAAAUUUUAACAACGAUCGGAAUCCUCAAAUCUCUGAACGAAAAAUUUAAACAACAACUUCGAAAAAGAGGUGGAGGAACGAUGAGGGAGAGAAGAAGUGACAGAGUGCGUUGGGAUGACUUGGAAUCUGCCUUUAAAGGAAGAAUAGGGACUGGAGUCAUUGCAAACUUGCGACACAAGGACUUGGGUCGUAUCUUGGAAGAUUCCAGAAAAUUGUUUACUGCGAAAAUAAAAAACGCACUUCGACAGGACGGAAUUUUGAGAGUGAACGUCGUUUUGUCUUGUAAAUUCGAGACCAUGAAAGCUGACGAGAUUGUCGAAGAACUAAAGUUCUUCAGCACUAAGGACGAAGUUGUUCUACCAUCCACCGAUAUCAGCGACUGGUUCAACAGAAAUGUGAAGGAAAAGUUACUAGCCAAGGUUGAAGACUUUCAAGAAAGGGAAUCUGGUUGGUCAUUGGUAGAAAUUAUAAACUUGGCGGUAAACAUCAACAGAUACAUUCCGAUACACGGUGGCCUAUUUACUUUCAUCGAAUUAUCGAAGGAGGUGCAAAGUAAGAAAGCAGUCGUAAACAUUAGAAACAAAGAUCCGUACUGUUUCCUCUGGUCCGUCACCGCAGCUCUUCAUCCAGUUAAAAAUAAUGUAAGCGUUAUCGGUUCGUACCCCCACUUCAGCUCAGUGCUAAGGUAUGAAGGUUUAAAUUUUCCCAUUGGCUUAAAGGACAUUUCGAAAUUCGAGAAGAUGAAUGAUUUAGUAAUUAACGUUUACGGUAUAGAGUAUGAUAGUGGUCAUGAGAUAGUACCAAUUUAUCUAAGUCAGCAAAAGUCAAACAAGGAAGCGAUUCAUUUACUCAUGUUAGAAACAAAAAUUUAUUCGAAUGGAGAUGACGUGGACAUGGAAGACGGUAGUGCUUAUCACUUUGCUUGGAUUCGAAAUCUAUCUCGUUUACUGAGUUCACAAAUUUCAAAACAUCAUGGUUUUACCAGACUGUGUGAUCGAUGUCUAUGUCACUUUACAACAGUAAACUCUUUCGAAAGACAUAGACACGAUUGUACAAAUAUAAAUAAAUGUAGAGUCGUAUUACCGGAUGAAAAAGAUAAAAUUAUGAAAUUUAAAAAUUAUAAGUAUAAAGAACCUGUUCCGUUUGCCGUUUAUGCGGACAUCGAGUGUAUGUUAGAGCCAAUUGCGGAUAAGUCUAAUUCGUUAAACACAACUCUCUAUCAAAGACACGUUCCACACA
This is a messenger RNA of Cephus cinctus (wheat stem sawfly), 1669 nucleotides long. RefSeq lists its product as uncharacterized. The transcript is spliced from 2 exons. The annotation marks the transcript as partial. The record is from RefSeq and is a predicted model, not a curated record. Lineage: Eukaryota; Metazoa; Arthropoda; Insecta; Hymenoptera; Cephidae.